Fopius arisanus is the source of this 2294-nucleotide messenger RNA. RefSeq names its product major facilitator superfamily domain-containing protein 12. Bases 465 to 1946 code for a protein of 493 amino acids. Gene Ontology annotation, cellular component: plasma membrane. Gene Ontology annotation, molecular function: symporter activity. NCBI's taxonomy places the organism in Eukaryota, Metazoa, Arthropoda, Insecta, Hymenoptera, Braconidae. The record is from RefSeq and is a predicted model, not a curated record. The transcript has 8 exons. Gene Ontology annotation, biological process: carbohydrate transport.
UUGAAGAUAAAGAAAUAUGAGAGUUCAGAUAGAGUUGUUGGAAUGGCAAAUUUAUAAGUUGGUUGAUAUCCUGGGAUGGUACGAUUUAUUAAUCUCCUGCUGCAAAAACAAAUGAAUCACAUGACGUUAACGAUGAGAUAUGAUGGAAUCGCCAACUUGCGGACGUGAAGCACCGAUGACAUGGAUUUGAAAGCAGUGCAUCACGAGUUCAUAGCAGAAGUAGACGCAGUGGGAGACGGUUAUAGAGUCAGCAAGAAAAAAGGCAUUGUUGAUGAUUUUAAAGCAGAACAUCUGUGUAAAGCAAGUUCACUAGUGUACAAGCAUGGAAUGAGGAAAAUAAUUGCGUAUUUGGUUAUUGGGAGCUAUUAUUGUCAACGAAACGUCAUGACAAUCGUCUGAGAGGUUAAGAAUAACUUGAAGAUUGCUGCGAUAAAUUACUUAAGAGGCAGAACGAAGUGGAUACAAUGGAUACCAGGGUGAAUUCCGUAGAAAAUGAUUAUACGGAAAUUAUCCAACGUCUCCCGAGAACACAGAAAUUGGCAUAUGGAGUCGGUCAUAUACUCAAUGACAUUUGUGCUUCUAUGUGGUUUACGUAUUUAAUUGUUUUCUUCCAUUAUGUACUUGGAUUUGAUCCUGUGUUCUCCGGAUUAGUUUUGUUCAUUGGACAGAUUGCUGAUGCAUUGGCAACCCCUUUCGUUGGACUCCAAUCUGACAAGAAUGAUGAUUUCUGGCUGUGCAGGUAUGGCCGACGAAAAACGUGGCACUUGUUGGGAACUGUAUGCGUGCUAUUCUCUUUCCCAUUCAUAUUCUCAAAGUGCAUUAACUGUGAAUAUGCAGAACAUUGGGCUCAGCUGAUCUAUUACUCUGCCUUCAUUAUUAUUUUUCAAUUCGGCUGGGCCUCCGUGCAAAUAUCACAUCUAUCAUUGAUUCCAGAUUUGACACCUACUGAACACGAGAGGACAGAGCUCACAGCUAUCAGGUACAUGUUUUCAGUAUUUGCGAAUAUUUUCGUCUACGUUGUAUUUUGGGCUGUACUAAACAUCACUAGUGAAGAUCCAGCCACUCAACAAAUUGGUCCAAAUGAUGCCUCAAAGUUUCAGCAUAUCGUUUUAAUCGGGAUAUUCAUUGGGUCAAUAACUUCUAUUAUAUUUCAUACGUUUGUUAGAGAAAUUCAACGUUCACCAACAGGUCCACUGAGGAGAGACUUGAGGCCAGCCUCAUCUUUUCUGAAGGAUUACAAAUUUUACCAGGUGGCCUCUGUUUACAUGUCAUGCAGACUGUUCGUCAAUAUAGCUCAGAUUUACGUGCCUCUAUAUCUUCAUGAGAGCUUGUCGAUGCCAGCAACUUCCCUGGCUGUAAUACCAUUCAUCAUGUUCAUGAGCAGUCUCAAGUGGUCUUUGAUCAUUGAAAAAAUUAAUACGAAAUUGGGGCGAAAGUGGGCGUAUCUGAUUGGCGCUAUUCAGGGCGUAGCUGCAUGUAUCUGGAUAUAUUUUGGACAUGGGGACUUUUAUAGUCAUUAUGCUAUUUAUCCAGUGGCACUAUUAUUGGGUGGUGGAGGAUCUGUGAUGUUGGUUACAAGUUUGGGUGUAACAGCUGAUCUAAUCGGGUCGAAUACCGAAUCCGGAGCAUUCGUAUACGGUGCUAUGAGUCUCACUGAUAAAUUGUGUAAUGGUAUCGCAGUUAUGAUUAUCCAGUAUACGAAACGGUGUGUAAAUGGUUGUCCCAGUUAUUAUCGAGAUGUUUUGAGCUUCGUGUGCGGUGCAGCUGCGAUUUUUUCAGUAUUAAUGAUAUUUACCAUUAAACGAAGCAGUGAAAAUAGCGAAAUCGAGGUGACUCCAGGGUACACCACGCUGAUAGCCGAUCCCACAUUCGAAGCAGCUGUCGAGACAGUUCCGUAUCAUGUUACUUCUCCAAAUCCGGGCGUCAAUGAUACCUCUAGACAAUAACUAAAUCAAAUGGCAAUCUGAGUCUUGCGUCAAUAUCCACGUUAAUGCCAUCAUCUGUUUCUGCCAGCUUCUUCAUAUUUUCAAAUAUAUUUUUCAAAAUAUUAAUUUGUGCAUAUCAACAGUGUUUAAGAUUUGAGUAGCAACACGAAAUGGGUCGAAUACACUGAUGAAACUAGUGUAGAAAAAUUAAUUUUUUAAUUGGUAAAAACUCAUGUCAUAACUGGGACAUUGACGGUUGAUUGAUAUUGACUACAGAUACUAAGAAUUCUGUUGAAAAGAACAUUUAAGAGUAAUGUAAUUUUGUAGAAAAAAUCAAUAAAAUUUCAAGAAUGCGGCUUGAGAAUCAAU